This is a messenger RNA of Haliotis rufescens (red abalone), 1364 nucleotides long. Its product is annotated as enoyl-CoA hydratase domain-containing protein 3, mitochondrial-like. Gene Ontology annotation, cellular component: mitochondrion. Bases 67 to 963 code for a protein of 298 amino acids. Gene Ontology annotation, molecular function: hydro-lyase activity. The transcript has 10 exons. NCBI's taxonomy places the organism in Eukaryota, Metazoa, Mollusca, Gastropoda, Lepetellida, Haliotidae. The record is from RefSeq and is a predicted model, not a curated record.
CAUUGGUUCGUUUUGUGUAAGCUUCCACCAAUUGUAUGUGCCGUUACAGAUCGGAACGGCCGGAUAAUGUUGACAAGUCGUGUUAUGCAGGUGCUCUCCCCACGUGUUUUGCAAGGGGUGUGUAAACGACAGUUUAUACGUAAGUUUUCCCAAACCCCAAGACUGGCAUCAUUACAUGAACAGCUGACUCAGACAACACAGGAGAAUGGUAUCAGGACGAUCUGUCUCAACAAUCCAAAGAAAAGGAAUGCCCUGUCACUGGCCAUGCUGCAUGCCCUGGAGGAUGACCUGACGAAUGAUGAAUACAAGGAGGACCUGAGGGUGAUCAUCAUCACACAUACAGGGCCAGUCUUCUCUGCAGGGCACGACCUGAAAGAGCUGACUCCCAAAGAAGGCCGCAGACAUCACCAGAAGGUGUUUAACACCUGCUCUGAAGUCAUGAUGCUAAUACAGGAACUUCCUGUUCCUGUUAUAGCCAAGGUGAAUGGGCUGGCCACGGCAGCGGGUUGUCAGCUGGUUGCCACCUGUGAUAUAGCUGUGGCCACCGACACCUCCAGAUUUGCCACACCAGGUGUCAACGUUGGCCUAUUCUGUUCCACGCCUGCUGUUGCUAUUGGCCGAUCUGUUCCUCGUAAGGUUGCGCUGGAAAUGUUGUUCACAGGGGAGCCUAUCUCUGCUCAAGAUGCGCUGUUGCAUGGCCUUGUGAGCAGAGUGGUGCAAGAGGACAAGCUUCAUGAAGAGACAAUGAAGAUUGCCAACAGGAUCUGUGAGACAAGUAGAAGUGUGACGGCCCUAGGGAAAGCUACCUUCUAUGCUCAGAUGAAUCUGGAGAGAAGCAAAGCUUACAAAAUCGCUGGAGGAGUGAUGACUGAUAAUCUGUCACUGAACGAUGGUAUCGAGGGCAUCAAAGCUUUCAUUGAAAAGCGAAAACCAACAUGGACGCACACCAUGGAAAAGCCAUAGUGAUUGUCAAUACUAGGAGGAUAUUUUCUGUUGCUACACUUGUGGCAUGAAGAUCAGUACUAUGCCGAUGUAUCUCAGUAGUUUGUAAGCAGAGAAUGAUUCACUUGACAUACAUUGAUAGGCAUGAGAAGUAAUCAGUGUAUCUCUGAUUGAUAUUAUUUGAUGUGGUAAGAGUGUAUCUUUUGCAUUUAUGAAAUGUACUUUUGAUAUAAAUAGAAUCUGAUUUGAAUUUGAAAUUUUGAUUUCUUAAAGAUAGUCAUCGAGUCAAACUAAAAGACUGGAAGAACGACAGUACCAUGUGACCUGUACCAUGGAUUCUCAUUCUGAACAAGUCAGAAUUACAUCUUGAUUAUAUGUAUCUGUCUCCAAACAAACAAAUAAUCAAUAAAUAUUGUACAGUA